AUAACAAUCAUGGCUGAUAAAGUUUGGUAUGUGACUGGCUGCUCAAAUGGUAUUGGAAAGGCUUUGGUACAGUUGCUCUUGACAUCUGGCGCAAGAGUGGCCGGAACAUCUCGCAAUAAGCAAUCAUUGGAUGAUGUGUUUGGUGUUGAUAACCAAAACUUCCUCGCAUUGGAGGUCGACCUCACAAGUGAGGCAAGCAUCCAACAAUCGAUAACUGCCACCACUGCCAAGUUUGGCACCAUCGACGUAUUGGUCAACAAUGCUGGUUAUGGACAAGUUGGUGCCGUUGAGGAUUUGACCGACAGUGACAUCCAAAAGAACUUUGAGAUCAACUUCUACGCACCACUUAGAGUGAUCCGUUUGGUGGCGCCAUUGAUGCGUGCACAACACAGUGGAUACAUCAUGAAUGUGUCGUCCAUGGGCGCGUUGGUCUACUUCCCCGCGAUGGCAAGCUACUGUGCCACCAAGAGUGCGCUGAACAUGGCCACCGACGCCUUGUGUCAGGAGUUGAAGCCAUUUGGAGUGAAGGUGCUGACGAUCAACCCUGGCGCGUUCAAGUCGGACUUCCUCAAUUCAUCCAAGAUCCAAGUGGCCAAUCCCGAGAACACCGUAUACAAGGAGCUUAUGGCAGGCUUUGACAUGGCAGUCCAGAAUCCAGAGGCCGUACUAAAUGGUGACACCAGCAAGCUGGCCAACGUAUUCCUUAAGGUUGUCGAGUAUCAAGGAGAACUACCAGUACACGUCUAUGUUGGAGCCGAUGCUCAUGCAGCCAUCAAUGCCAAGGCACAACAGAUCACCAAGGACCUUGAGGCUUGGGGCCAUCUCACUAAU
Molecule: messenger RNA, 831 nt
Organism: Acytostelium subglobosum LB1
Lineage: Eukaryota; Evosea; Eumycetozoa; Acytosteliales; Acytosteliaceae
Exons: 1
Source: RefSeq, a predicted model, not a curated record